AUGUACAAACUCAACAGCACAGUCUUCAUGCCCUCGGUGCUAACACUGAUUGGCAUCCCUGGCUUGGAGUCUGUGCAGUGCUGGAUUGGGAUUCCUUUCUGUGCUGUGUACAUCUUUGCUCUGUUUGGGAAUUCCAUGCUCCUAGUCAUCAUCAAAUCUGACCCUAGCCUUCAUGAGCCCAUGUAUCUCUUCCUGGCAAUGCUUGGAGUGACAGACAUUGCUCUCAGUACUUGCAUUUUACCAAAAAUGCUGGGAAUAUUCUGGUUUCGUAUGCCAAAAAUUUACUUUGAUGCCUGUCUCUUUCAGAUGUGGCUUAUUCAUACCUUACAGUGUAUUGAGUCAGGUAUUCUGCUGGCCAUGGCCCUGGACCGCUACGUGGCAAUCUGUCAUCCUCUGAGACAUGCAACUAUUUUUACCCACCGACUUCUCACUCAGAUUGGGGUUGGAGUGACACUCAGAGCAACUCUCCUUUCAGCUCCAUGUCUCAUCCUCAUCAAAUGCCGGCUGAAAUAUUAUCGAACCACUGUGGUCUCCCAUUCAUACUGUGAGCACAUGGCCAUCGUGAAAUUGGCAGCAGAAGAUGUUCGAAUCAACAAGAUCUACGGCCUGUUUGUGGCUUUCAGUAUACUUGGAUUUGACAUAAUCUUCAUCAUCCUCUCCUACAUCCGAAUAUUUAUAACUGUCUUCAGUCUACCUCAAAAGGAAGCUAGGCUCAGAGCCUUUAACACCUGCAUUGCCCACAUCUGUGUCUUCCUUGAGUUUUAUCUCCUAGGCUUCUUCUCCUUCAUUACACACAGGUUUGGGUUCCACAUUCCGCCGUAUGUUCACAUUCUUCUGUCCAACCUUUACCUGCUUGUCCCACCUUUGCUCAAUCCUAUCGUAUAUGGUGUGAAGACCAAACAGAUUCGAGAUCGAGUGUCCAAGAUUUUCCACUCUAAGGAUCUUUCUUGA
Diceros bicornis minor is the source of this 951-nucleotide messenger RNA. RefSeq names its product olfactory receptor 52A5-like. The record is from RefSeq and is a predicted model, not a curated record. The transcript has a single exon. Gene Ontology annotation, cellular component: membrane. Gene Ontology annotation, biological process: G protein-coupled receptor signaling pathway. The coding region runs from base 1 to 951 and encodes 316 amino acids. Gene Ontology annotation, molecular function: G protein-coupled receptor activity; olfactory receptor activity. Lineage: Eukaryota; Metazoa; Chordata; Mammalia; Perissodactyla; Rhinocerotidae.